This is a messenger RNA of Colletotrichum acutatum, 2398 nucleotides long. RefSeq names its product HCO3 transporter family-domain-containing protein. Gene Ontology annotation, molecular function: borate efflux transmembrane transporter activity; solute:inorganic anion antiporter activity. The coding region runs from base 365 to 2296 and encodes 643 amino acids. The transcript is spliced from 3 exons. Gene Ontology annotation, cellular component: basolateral plasma membrane; plasma membrane; fungal-type vacuole. Gene Ontology annotation, biological process: monoatomic ion homeostasis; transmembrane transport; monoatomic anion transport. The record is from RefSeq and is a predicted model, not a curated record. NCBI's taxonomy places the organism in Eukaryota, Fungi, Ascomycota, Sordariomycetes, Glomerellales, Glomerellaceae.
UGGGAAAACUUGUUCGAGUCAAGGGAAUCCAUGGACCUUGGGCUGCAAGAUGGAGUUCGUUGGGAUGAGCAAAGGUUUGCAUUAGCGGUAUUUUGUACGCAGUAGUGUUUUGAGUUCUUUACGCCUCUGCCGUUUAGCCGUUCUGGCUUUUGCCAGUGUUUCUGGUCUAAUUCCAGUACGAAUCCUCGGUUCUAAUAUAUUUCUUGGCUUUCAAGAUCAUGUACAUGAUUACUUCUAUAUUGUGUAGAUCGGCCUAGCACAAUUGUUCUCGUUACCAACACACUGGGUUGCCAUUUCUCGUGUAUCGAGCGACUUCACGCAGACUCAUUCUGUGUUGAUAGUCGUGCAAGUCCCUCCCUUCUACAUGCCACCAAAUCUCUCGCCCGCUGGGCCAGAUGAGGACCCCGGACCACCUGCGGCCACAUCACCUCGUCACCACGACGAUGUCAUCACGCCGGUCCGCGAGUCGCACGGCCUCAUCAGCGACAAGACGGAGAGGAGGUUUACAGAAAAAAGAGAAGGCCAAGAGGAAGUAUCGGUCCACGACACGAGCUCGGAAGGGCGUCGAAAUGGACGACAGAGCGAAGACAGAAACGACGGUACCAGCAACAGCAACAGGUGGCGUGGCUACAUCAAAAGAGACGGCAAGUUGAGGCCAUUCAGGCUACUCAAAGAGGAUUUCAGCAACUUCAGAUUGAGGUACCUCUCUGACUGGACCGUCUUCAACCAGCUUGUUCUGGCGAGCGCGGUAUACGUCUUCUUCACCAAUAUCUUGCCUGGCAUCACGUUUGCGAGCGACUUGUAUGUCUUGACAGGGGAGUCGUGGGGCACGAUUGAGGUAGUGUUUAGUACUGGGCUUUGCGGCAUCAUCUUUGCCUUGUUCUCGGCUCAACCAUUGACAAUUCUUGGUGUUACGGGGCCGUUUUCGGUGUUAGCGGAGAACAUUUACACACUAUGCGAGAAUUCGUUCAAGAUCCCCUUCCUACCAUUCAUGGCCUGGUCCCUGAUCCACUCGGGCUGGAUGCACUUCCUCCUGGCCAUCUUCAACGCCCACGACUACACUAUGCAAUACGUCACCGACUUCAGCGCCGACAUCUUCUCCCUCCUCAACAGCGUAAUCUACUUCCACAAGGCCAUCAGGGAGCUUCAGCGCACCAAGGUAGCCGUCUCCCUCGCCGCCUUCCUCUACUCCAUCAUCGGCGCCGCGGGCACCUGCCUCCUCGCCAUCGCCCUGUCGACGGCCGUGUCGUGGAAGCCGCUGUUCCACAGGUACGUACGCAUGGGCCUGACCGAGUACGCCGCCGCCAUAUCCAUCGUCUUCUUCAUCGGCAUGCCGUACGUCGGCGACUUGGCGACCCUCGACCACAACAGGCUCGAGGUCUCCACGUCGUUCCGGCCGUCGUCCCCGAGCCGCGAGUACUUUUUCGUCGAGUUUUGGAAGCUCCCCAUCGGCUGGAUCUUCAUCGCCAUCGUCCCCGGCAUCAUCAUCACCGUCCUCUUCUACUUUGACCACGAGAUCAGUAGCAUCAUCUGCACGGCCAAAAGGUACGGCACCCAAAAGCCCGGCGGAUACGCGUGGGACGUCAUGCUCCUAGGCAUCACGACAAUCAUGUGCGGCAUCCUCGGCAUCCCGCCCGCCAACGGACUCCUCCCGCAGGCGCCGCUCCACUCCGAGUCGCUCAUGUACACCGUCUACGAGGAUCCGCCGCACGUCGCCGAAGAAGUCGAGGAGGAAGGGCCCGGCGAGGGCCCCCCCGCGAAGCCCGUCCAGCGCGUCCACGAGCAGCGGUACUCGGCCUUCCUCCAGGCGGCGGGUAUUCUGCUCUUCGUCUCGCCGCCGUUCCAGCACGUGCUGGGCUUCACGCCGACCUCGGUUCUUGCGGGCCUCUUCAUGUUCAUGGGCUUCCAGUCGUUGUCCGUGAACCCAAUCCUGACGAGGAUCUGGCAGCUCCUGACGCCCAUCUCGGAGCUGCCUGCCUUGCCUCAUGGCGCCAGCUGGAUGGGGAUCCAUUGCUACACGCUUGCGCAGAUUGUGCUUACGGGUAUAGUCUUUGGCGUCACGUUGACUGUUGCCGCGCCCGGGUUCCCUAUCAUCAUCAUCAUUCUGGUGCCUGUGCGGCUGUUCUUUAUGAAUAAGAUUUGGAGCCGGCAGACGUUGCGGUACGUUGAUGGGUGGGCGACUCGGGAGGGCAAGCCGGAGGAUGAUGAGAGUGAUCAGCGCCGGGAGGGUUUGGUUGCGUCGAGUGAGACAUCUAGACGGGUUCCUGAUGAGGAAAAGGGGUCCAAGACGGGGUGAGGGUUGGAGGUUUCUCCUGGUGAUAGGUUAGCACCAGUGGUGUACUUCCUUAUAUAUUGUACCGCUCUCCAUUCACGUUAGUGCUGGUACCUUGUAUUUGUG